This is a messenger RNA of Antechinus flavipes (yellow-footed antechinus), 4611 nucleotides long. It is a transcript of the gene INF2, whose product is annotated as inverted formin 2. Gene Ontology annotation, biological process: actin cytoskeleton organization. The transcript is spliced from 23 exons. The record is from RefSeq and is a predicted model, not a curated record. Lineage: Eukaryota; Metazoa; Chordata; Mammalia; Dasyuromorphia; Dasyuridae. The coding region runs from base 225 to 3887 and encodes 1220 amino acids. Gene Ontology annotation, molecular function: small GTPase binding; actin binding.
UGGGCGCCGCCUCCGCACCUUCCCCGGCGCUUCCACUUUCCAGCUCUAGAGCCCCGCCCGGAGCGGAAUGCCGAGGAGCUAGGCGUUGGGAGUCGGCGUUCCGUCUGGCAGAAGCAUUGACACAGAAAGACCGACAGACGAGACGCUGCUUUGAUCCAGACAAGCAAGACAGACCUAAGGAGGAAAUCCCCAGCGUUGCCACUCCUCCCCUCCCGGUUGGCAAGAUGUCGGGGAAGGAGGGUGUGCAAAAGAAAUGGGCUGCCCUGAAGGAAAAGCUGGGGCCCCAGGAUGGGGACCCCACCGAGGCCAACCUGGAGAAUGCUGAGCCCGAGCUCUGCAUCCGCCUCCUGCAGAUGCCCUCUGUGGUCAACUACUCUGGAUUGCGCAAGCGGCUGGAGAGCAGUGAUGAUGGCUGGCUGGUGCAGUUCCUGGAGCAGAGCGGUCUCGAUCUGCUGCUGGAGGCCUUGGCCCGGCUGUCCGGCCGGGGGGUGGCGAGAAUCGCGGACGCCUUGCUGCAGCUCACGUGCAUCAGCUGUGUGCGGGCCAUCAUGAAUGCCCACCAGGGAAUAGAGUACAUCUUGAGUGACCAGGGCUAUGUGUGCAAGCUCUCAGAGGCUCUGGACACUUCUAAUGUGAUGGUCAAAAAGCAAGUGUUUGAACUGUUAGCUGCUCUUUCUAUCUACUCCCCCGAAGGUCACAAGCAAACUCUGGAUGCCCUGGACCACUAUAAGAUGGUCAAGAGUCAGCAGUACCGCUUCAGUGUAAUCAUGAAUGAGCUCUCCAACACAGACAACGUUCCCUACAUCAUCACGCUGUUGAGUGUCAUCAAUGCCAUCAUCUUGGGCACGGAGGAGCUCAGAGCCCGAACUCAGCUCCGGAAUGAGUUCAUCGGUCUCCAAUUGUUGGAUAUUUUAUCCAAACUAAGAGACAUUGAAGAUGCCGACCUCCUGAUCCAGUGCGACACUUUUGAGGAAGCCAAGUCUGAGGAUGAUGAAGAGCUGCUCAGAAUCUUCGAUGGGAUUGACAUGAGCAAUCAUCAGGAGGUCUUCUCCACGCUGUUUAAUAAGGUCAGCUGCUCCCCCAUCUCAGUCCAAUUACUCUCUGUCCUACAAGGUCUCCUGCACCUGGAACCCACUCAACAGUCGAGCCUACUGCUAUGGGAAGCUCUGGAAAUUCUGGUGAAUAGAGCUGUGCUUUUAGCCAGUGAUGUCCACGAGAGCAGCAUUGAAGAAAUAGUAGAGAGACUCUUAUCCAUGAAGAUGCGUCCUCAGCAGAGCCCCAAGAUCCAUAGCCUGGUCAAGACAGCCCACAAGUGUAUCCAAACCAGCCUGGACAUAGUGGAACCCUCCCCAAAGGGCAGCCCGAAGAAAAAUGCCUCUGGCCCAUCGGCAGCCAGUGACAGCACAGAGAUUGUUAAAGCCGUUUGCCUUCAGGCAGCCUCUGCCGCCUCUGAGCCCCUCGCCCCAGCCCCUGCUCCAGCCAACCUUCCCCCACCCCCUCCCCCUCCUCCUCUGCCUAGCUUUGCAUGGGCCCCACCUCCAGCUACUCCUAUGUUCAGUAAAGCCUGUGUCCCUCCUCCUCCUCCUCCUCCCCCUCCCCCUCCCCCUCUGCCUAGAUUGGGUGACAUCCCACCCCCUCCCCCUCUACCUAGUUUAAGUGGCAUCCCUCCCCCUCCCCCUCUGCCUAGUCUGGGUAGCAUUCCUCCCCCUCCCCCUCUGCCUGGCUUGAGUGGCAUCCCUCCCCCUCCCCCUCCCCCUCUGCCUGGCUUGAGUGGCAUCCCUCCCCCUCCCCCUCCAAUGAAUGGCAUUGAAGAAAUAGUGGUUGCUCAAGUGGACCAUGGUCUGGGUUUUGCAAGAGUUCCAAACCACAGGAAAGUGAACCCUCCUACUCUGAGGAUGAAAAAGCUGAACUGGCAGAAGCUUCCUUCCAAUGUGGUAAGAGACAGUCAUUCAAUGUGGGCAUCAGUAAGUCUGAGCAGCGAGGGCUUGGAGCCUGAUUAUACCAGCAUUGAACAGCUCUUCUGUUUCCCAACUACAAAGGCCAAGGAGAAGAUCACAGCCCCAGCCAAGAAGGAACCAAAAGAGAUUACAUUUCUAGAUGGCAAGAAAAGUCUCAAUCUGAACAUUUUUCUGAAGCAAUUCAAAUGCUCCAAUGAGGAGAUCACAGACAUGAUCCGAAGAGGGGAUAGGACAAGGUUUGAUGUGGAAGUUCUGAAGCAGCUUCUCAAACUGCUCCCCGAGAAGCAUGAAAUAGAAAAUCUGAAAUCAUUCCAAGAAGAGAAAGCCAAGUUAGCCAGUGCUGACCAGUUCUAUCUCCUCCUCCUCGAUGUUCCCAGCUACCAGCUGCGAAUUGAGUGCAUGCUUCUCUAUGAAGAGACAGUCAUCAUGCUGGACAUGAUCCGACCCAAAGCUGAGGUCAUCCGUAAGGCCUGUGAGAGUCUCCUCACCAGUCAGCGUUUGCCAGUUUUCUGCCAGCUGAUUCUCAAAAUUGGAAAUUUCCUCAACUAUGGGAGUCAUACAGGAGAUGCUGAUGGUUUUAAGAUUAGUACCCUACUCAAACUCACAGAAACUAAGGCCAACCAGAGCCGUGUGACCCUACUGCAUCACAUCCUGGAGGAAGUGGAGAAAAAUUACCCUGAUCUCCUUCAGCUCCCCAGUGACCUAGAGCACAUCUCCCAGGCAGCAGGGAUCAAUAUUGACAUCAUCCACUCGGAAGCCAGUACCAACCUGAAGCAAUUGCUGGAGAUGGAACGGAAGGUAUCUUCAGGAAUUCCUGAAGUUCAGGAGCAGUAUGAAAAGCCCCUCCAGGAUAGCAUCUCAGCCUCCAGGGAGUUAGAGGAGGAGUUUAAGGUCAUUGAGAGGAAGAAAGUGGAGCUGGCUGAUUAUCUCUGUGAGGAUGCCCACAAGCUCUCCCUGGAGGACACCUUCAGCACCAUGAAGACAUUUCGAGAACUUUUCAUCCGAGCCUUGAAGGAGAACAAAGACUGGAAGGAGCAGGCUGUGAAGGCAGAGAAAAGGAAGAAGCAGCUGGAGGCUGAAGAAGCCAAAAGGCCCCGUGGGGAAGAUGGAAAGAUCAUUCGGAAGGGAACCGUGAAACAGGAGGAAGUGUGUGUCAUUGAUGCCCUCCUGGCUGAUAUCAGGAAAGGUUUCCAGCUGAGGAAGACUGCCAAGGGCAAAGGGGAUUCAGAGAAUGGCCUAAAAGGGGUAUCGACUGAAACCUGCAAGGAAAAAGAGGCUGCAGCCAUAAAGGAAGCGGGCAGCGGCCCCAAGCCGGGGCAAGGCUUUGACCUUGCUGCUGCCACCGUAGAAGAGACCUGGCACCAGGACAGUCCAGGUGGCCCUGGAUCUGUCAGGGUCACCAAAGGAGUCAGUGGCCAUAGCCGCCCAAGCUCAGAGGGCAACAGAGCUUCCACCCCCGAGCCCAGCUUUUCUGAGGACCCUCAUCUGGUGCGGCUUGAUGACUCCACGUCUCUGAAUCCCCCCAAGUUUUCCAGUGGCCCUCCCCCUUGGGGCACAGAUGUGGGCAGCGAGGUUGAUGCCGUCGGGGCAGAGGAUCAAAGCGCAGACCACCGGGCUGGCAGAACGGCCCAGGGACCCAAGGAUGGCUGUCAGAGGUCAGAGGACGCAGAGCCAACUCCUCCCGAGCUGGAGGAAGAGGAGGAGGAGGACACAGCACCAGACUCCGUGCUAGACACGUCUCUGGACAGGUCUUUCUCUGAAGGGGCCAUCACAGAUUCCUCAGGUUCUGGGACUCUCCCUCGAUCCCAGGAGCGGACCAAGAAAGGAUCUGGGAAGCGCAGGAAGAAGCGGCAUCCCAGGAGCCACGAAGCAGAGGUUGAGUCUGAUUCUGGAGAUGAUAAAACAAAAUGGCAUUGUGUGGUCCAGUGAGGUAUCAGGCCCAAGACUAUAGCCAAAUAAGGAAGGUUGGGGACAAAGGCUGAUUCAUCAUGCACUCUACUGCAAUGGCAUCCUGGGACUGAGGACACUUUUACCACAAAGGGAGAGGGGUGGGAGAGCACAGGGAGAAUUUCAGGGACAGAUACUCCUAUUCCUUCGGAGUUCUGGACUGGGAACUAGAGCCCCUAGAACUCAGUGCCUUACGUCAAUGGGACCCUGCAGUGGCAUCUGCUGAGCUUGCUGAACAGUGACAUCCAGGCUUGGGAUAGAAGGCAGUGGACAGAACUUGUUUUGCAUCCACAGGAUGACUCCUGGCAACUUCUUUCCCAUUUGGAAUGCAGCAAGAGAGGAAAGCUCUAGCCUCCACCUUGUUUGGCCCAGUCUCAGACCUACUGCUCAGUUAAACUAGCAAGCCCAGCCACACCCCCAGACCAAAGCCUCAUCCUUCCCCAUCCCUUCCCUAUAGCUCUUUUUUUUCUUAAAGUACCCCUGGGGGCAAAGGCUUUGGGGAUUGAUGGGAAGAGCGUUGUUGAUAUUUGGUGGUGAUGAGCUUCCAGUGAAUUUCCCAGUGCAUCAGCAAUGGGGCAGUUAAAAAAUUUAUCAGUUUCUGUUCUUCCUGGUUUACUAUCCUAGCUUUUACCCCCCGGCAUGUAUCACUUUGUAAAUAAUCAUUCCUUUGGAAUAAAAAUAACACAACUCCCUUGUUUAUAGUGCA